This is a messenger RNA of Penicillium paradoxum, 1167 nucleotides long. RefSeq lists its product as uncharacterized. Bases 1 to 1167 code for a protein of 388 amino acids. The record is from RefSeq and is a predicted model, not a curated record. NCBI's taxonomy places the organism in Eukaryota, Fungi, Ascomycota, Eurotiomycetes, Eurotiales, Aspergillaceae. The transcript is spliced from 2 exons.
AUGGAGACAGAACAUAUUUCGAACCUCCCUCCCCUUGUCUCGCCCAAUAUAGAGAUUGCGGAGACUGAUGUUCUCUCGCCCGCGUCUCUUCAUGCCUUGCCUAGUAUUGAGCCGAUGUCGACUCCUCCAGUUGAAGUGGAUGAUGGCCUUAUUCAAGGACCAAGCCAACAAACCGAGAAGACUAGGAGGCACUCCGCUCCCCUCACUCUUCCCUUGUCGGCCAUUGAGACGAUGCCGACUUCCCCAGUUGAAGUGGAUGAUGGCCUUAUUCAAGGACCAGGCCAACAAACCGAGAAGACUAGGAGGCACUCCGCUCCCCUCACUCUCCCCUUUUCGGCCAUUGAAACGAUGCCGACUUCUCCACCUCAAUUUAAUGGUGGCCCCUCUCAAGGAUUAGUCCAGCAGAUCAAGACACCAAAAGAAUGUCUAUUCAAUGAGCCGCUCAGCGAGCAAUUUCACUAUCCGGAGAUGGAAAAUGCCUUGAGGGCAUUGAUAGAUCGUACCAUAUCAGUUGUGGAGUACGGAUCCCAGGUUCUAUACAGAUAUGGAUACGCAGAGGUCUUGAUUCUCGUCGAGUGGGUAGUGCCCGAUGAGCAAAUGUCGCUUGCUUCACAGGUAUUGCUCGAUAAUGACUAUCCGCGAUUCCACGAGAAAAGGCUCCUGUGGGAAAAAACCAGUGGAUGGGACGCCCAAUGUUUGAUGCACAGUCUUGAUAGCCAGGGUUGGAUGCGUGUCAAUCUUCUCCCGCUCUCUUUGGUUGGGUUCACGCUUGAGGAGACCGUCACAGUUCCAUCGACAUUCGCUCAUGACCUCCACCUAUUCACCCCUGAACCUGCCCAUUUCAUGUCAUCUUUGAUUCGCCAUCUUCUACAACUACCAAUCAGACACGGUAGUCGGACCCGAAUUGAAAAGGACCUUAUGGCUUUUAUAUCCGCUUACAUCCUCAAAGACGGACCGGCUAAUAAAACCCUAUGGGAGCAUAUUCACGACACUGAGAGCGACCAAGACUACCAGAAAAGAGUUGAGGAAGGAGUCAAAUUCAUGAAGACAUGGGAUUGGAGCAAGACUGAAGGGAGGUACCUUGGUAUAGCUGAAUGUCUUGUCCGAGACUGCCAUUACGUUGGCAUGUUAACAGACGUGCGGAAAUCACGACACGCUCUGAGUUGA